AUGAUUUCCUUCACUCUCUCAAUUCUCACAGCAUUUGAAGUCGUCACAUUCCUCAGCAACGUUAUUCUCGAUGGGCCCCUGGGCUUGGAGUGGUUUCCAGACUUAUAUCCUAAUUAUCGCAGGCUGAACCUGUUUCCAGAGGAGCCUUUCCAGGAGGACGUGGCGAUCACGGUGAAGACAACAAAGGGUGGUUUCUCAGAAGGAAAGCAAGCUCCUCUCUCAGAAAGGCACCUGAUGGACGUAAAGCUGGGGGAAUUGCCCACAUGGCUGGCCACGUGCAACUUUUCUCCCAAGAGCUUGCUUGGAGGCGUGCAGAAAGCAUGGAACAGCUACUGUAACAAAUACAUCAACGUGAAGAGGGGUGGAACAGCUGGGAUUUCAAUGCUCCUGACUGGAUACUGCAUCCUCAGCUAUGGCUGGAACUAUGAGCACAUAAAGCGUAGUUGCUGGCGUAAGUACCACUGAAGAAGCUGGAACAGCACCCAAGGAACAGUUGCAAAGAUUUGACCGGGAUUCAGCACUAGGGCUUAGGACUGGCAUCCCAGCAGGAAUUCAAAAUGAGGCCCAUUUUCCAUCAGAGACAAGCUGUUAAAUCUCUGAUGCUGGAGGGAACGCUUUUCAAUUAUCCUCCUGCAAAUAGAGGGGUAACACUGACAAUAACAGUCUGCAUUUGCACAUCUGGGAGUUAGUACCCGAACAGCAAGAAGUGGUAGGGCCGUCCCUCAGAGAUCUAGAGGGGGAAGAGUUCCUGUAGUCUGCAGAAACCUCAGUCUCACUGGACAUCCUUGGGACAGGAUAGCUCUCGACCUGGGCUGUUGAUAUAAACUUUAAUUCUACACUUAUGUUGUAGUGCAAGUAUUCAGCAGUAAGGUUUGUAAUUGAUCCUGGGGAAGAGCAGUUCGGGCAAAACAACAUUCCCUUUCUUCAAGUUAGGUGGGCUGUGCUGUAGCUCUUACUUACCCUCUCCGCAGUAGGCAAGACAGUGUUUGCUACCAGUUCAUCACUAGAUAAUGGUGGUCCCUGCAGAGCCAUUCAGCAGAGGGGCCACAGCCCCUGCUUUGCUAACAGCCUCACACUGAUGGGGCUCCCAGACUCUCCAGGGCAGCUACAGGAAGUACCUCUGUGAAGGCAUUAAAGCAGCAGCAUUCACAAUGCAGUGCCCUAUUUCUGGAGGAAGAAAAUCCAUUGGAUUAGCUAUUGUGCCCAGAGGGCAAACCAACAUCUGCACCAGACAAAUGAGGACAGUUAUGAGACUGCCGGUUUUAGCCUGCCAUCACCAGUUGUAUCUUGAAAAGGAGUGCUGAGGUUACAGGCACAAAGGGUUAAAAAAGCACCAAGGAAAAAAAAUCUAAACUCUUUAUUCUAAGUGAGGUGCAACAAUAUUGUGUCAGAGGUGUUUCAUCAAGAACUCCUCCUUGCCAGCAAUAAAGCUCUUGUGAAUUUUCCUUUUCUA
This is a messenger RNA of Struthio camelus australis, 1453 nucleotides long. It is a transcript of the gene MTNAP1, whose product is annotated as mitochondrial nucleoid associated protein 1. Gene Ontology annotation, molecular function: proton-transporting ATP synthase activity, rotational mechanism. NCBI's taxonomy places the organism in Eukaryota, Metazoa, Chordata, Aves, Struthioniformes, Struthionidae. Gene Ontology annotation, biological process: proton motive force-driven mitochondrial ATP synthesis. The record is from RefSeq and is a predicted model, not a curated record.